AGUUCCGUUUGUUCAUUUCAGUACCGAAUUUGAUCUCUGUAUAUCCGGAAAAGAUGAGCAUUUAUCGCUUGUUCCCACGUGCUCCUUUGUUCGGGCUUCGGCUUUUUGGCGAGGCGUUCGUCUCGCGCCAAUUUUCCCCCCGUAAACUUUAAAUUAUUUGUGCUGUGCCAGGGUUGACGUGCAGAAUGGAGGGGGAUACUGACGGUCAUUUCAAAUAUCCUGUAGCUCGGCGUGAUGACUCGGUUGAGUAUGAAUACUUCGGGACUAAAAUUAAAGAUCCUUAUCGCUGGCUGGAAGAUCCCGACAGCGACGAAACGAAGCAAUUCGUACUUGCUCAAAAUGAAAUCUCUCUGCCAUACAUCAAUAGUUGCAGUGCUAAAGCAAGAAUUCAGGAGAGAUUAACUGAAAUGUGGGAUUAUCCGAAAUAUUCGACGCCGGGACGGGCUGGACCGCGGUAUUACCAUUUCAUGAACACCGGAGUGCAGAAUCAGUCCGCUCUAUACCUCCAGAACUCCUUGAAUGGUCCUAGUCAGGUGUUCUUUGAUCCAAACACGCUUUCACCAGAUGGUUCGUCAUCUUAUUCUUUGCUUCAUUUGAUUUUGUACGUUAAAGUCGACAGUGUAAUUGAUUCAUUAUAUGGCCCCAAUCUGUUUUCAGGAACAAUUUCGUUGAACACAUACAAUUUUUCCGAAGACGGAGAAAUUUUCGCCUAUGCAUUAUCUGAGGCCGGGUCAGACUGGGCAUCCAUACGUUUCAAGAAAGUUUCCACUGGAGAAGAAUACCCUGAAGUUCUUAAAAGAGUGAAGUUCUCCGGAAUUGAAUGGACCCACGAUAACGUCGGGGUCUUCUACAGCAAGUACCCUGAAACAGACUCGAAAGCAGAUGGAACGGAAACCGUGUCGAUGGAUUCGAAUAAAGUGUUCUACCACAGAGUGGGCACUGAACAGUCCGAAGAUAUCCUUGUCGCAGAAUUUCCGGAUGAACCGAAGUGGCUGCUGGGUUUCAACUUGAGUGAUUGCGGCCGAUACUUGUUCAUUACUCCUGUGAAGGAGUGCAAAGAAAAUCUGCUUUUCUUUUUUGACUUGAACUCCCUGGGGCCAGAAGGAAUUGUUGGUAAAGUGCCUCUGACGCCGAUUGUCACCAAAUUUGAAGCUGACUAUUCGUACGUCGCAAAUACCGGGUCAAAGGUUCUAUUUCGAACAAACAAAAAUGCGCCGAUAUAUCAGAUAAUAGAAGUGGAUUUGGAACACCCUGAGGAAUCCAACUGGAGAUCUUUUAUUCCCGAGCACGAGUCAGACGUUUUGGAUUCAGCGGCUACCGUAAACAAGGACAAACUUGUUCUCUGCUACAUGCGGGACGUUUGCAGCGUUCUGCAGCUCCAUGAUUUAAACACAGGCGCGAAACUGCAAGAUUUUCCGUUGGACGUUGGCCAAGUGUUGUCGCUUUCAGCAAGAAGAAAAUACGACGAGAUGUUCUUCAAGUUCGAUUCAUUUCUGGAGCCCGGAACAAUAUAUAGGGUGGAUUUUAAUUCUCCCGCUCCGUGGAAAGCAGAUCUCUACUGGAAAGCGGAUGUGAAAGGCUUCAACAAGGAUGAUUUUGUGGCAAAGCAAGUUUUCUUCACGAGCAAAGAUGGUACAAGAGUGCCCAUGUUCAUAGUGCAUCGGAAAGAUUUUGUACAAGAUGGAACUGCCCCUGCAAUAUUGUACGGAUACGGUGGAUUCAACGUCAGCCUACAACCCAGCUUUUCAUUGACGUUCCUAAGCUUCAUUCAGUCGUUCCACGGAGUGUUCGCUGAGGCUAAUGCGAGAGGUGGCGGAGAGUAUGGCGAGAAAUGGCACAACGAAGGACGAUUGCUGAAGAAGCAAAAUUGCUACGAUGAUUUCCAAGUAGCCGCGGAGUACCUCAUAAAUGAAAAGUACACUCAAGCGAAAAAGUUAACAAUCGAAGGAUAUUCCAAUGGUGGAUUUACGGUUGGAGCUUGUCUUAAUCAACGCCCUGAUUUAUUUGGCGCUGGCAUUGCUGGAGUCGGGGUCCUCGACUUGAUGAGAUUCCAUAAAUUCACCGUUGGGUACUUGUGGACGUCAGACUACGGGAACCCGGAAGAGAAUGAGGACCAGUUUCGGAAUCUGCUGAAGUUGUCGCCUUUGCACUGCAUACCGUCAGCGGAUAGUUUGCCGGGCAACACUGAGCAGUACCCAGCAUUACUGCUCUUAACUGCUGAUCACGACGAUCGGGUUGUGCCUCUGCACUCGCUCAAGUUCAUCGCAGAGCUGCAACAUGUUCACGGGCAUAAUCCAAAGCAAACAAAUCCACUGAUUAUUCGGGUCGAGACAAAAGCUGGGCAUGGUGGGGGAAAGCCAACAAAAAAGAGGAUUGAAGAAAUCGCAGAUUCUUUAGCAUUCAUCAUGAACGCCUUGAAGCUGGAAUACCGUGGUGACGAGAACUGAGGAAAAAAAUAAUCUCUCCGUCACGCAACUCCUGUGAAGGUUCUCCGGGAACAUUUUCAUCCAUUUUGCUCAUCAGUGGAUGUGAAUUGUAUCGUUUGUCUAAGAGAAUUCCGAACUUGGAUUUAUCAGUGCUGCGAGUUAAUACUGCUCGGAUUCAGUUCAAUUUUUUUUGCCGUUCGUCUCUUAUUUGGUGACAGUAAAUUACAGCUGGAUGAGAUAAUAAAAUCCAAGUUGGUCCUAUUCA
This is a messenger RNA of Notodromas monacha, 2691 nucleotides long. The record is from the annotation of a GenBank genome assembly. Lineage: Eukaryota; Metazoa; Arthropoda; Ostracoda; Podocopida; Cyprididae.